Molecule: messenger RNA, 3844 nt
Organism: Polychytrium aggregatum
Lineage: Eukaryota; Fungi; Chytridiomycota; Chytridiomycetes; Polychytriales
Product: P-loop containing nucleoside triphosphate hydrolase protein
Exons: 17
Coding region: 172-3792 (1206 amino acids)
Biological process (GO): protein import into peroxisome matrix
Cellular component (GO): cytosol; peroxisomal membrane
Molecular function (GO): ATP binding; ATP hydrolysis activity
Source: RefSeq, a predicted model, not a curated record
GUGAAGAAUGCGCCUGCUCUCGCCUCGCCUCGCUUCAGUGUCGCCGACUUUCAUGGCGCCCGCCGCUGUCUUGCGCUCGCAUGCUUCCCCGCUGGGCUGAUCUGGAACCAGAAACAAUCCUCUCCCAUCCGCCUUCUCUCUGCUGGCCGCGCCCCCAUCCGAUCUGCCGCCAUGCCCAAGGUGUCGACGGCUCUGCUGCCUCUGGCCUUUGCCGAGGGUGCUCGCGAGAGCCAGACGCUCAACGAGCCCUUGGUCCAUCUCACAUCCAGCCUCUGGGACCGCCUCGUUCAGGACGGCGCCCGACUUCGGCCGCCCAAGCGGAGCAUGCCCUCGGCCGAUUCGAUCUUCAUAUAUGCCAUCAUCAAGGAAGCUCUUGGUGCCAGCGGAGCUGUGGGGGCCCCCAAUGGCGCAGCCAGAAUCCUGGCAUCCAUCCUAACCCUGGCCCAGAGGAUUCCCGGAGAAUCGGGCUUGGCCCACAACAACAUAUCGCACCCCACAAUGUUUCUUCCCGAUUCGUUUGUCGAGUGUCAUGAUCUCGCAGGUCACGUCAAGCGUUUGCUGCUUCCAGACCAGCACGCCCGACCCGAAAGCAGCCGUCUCUCGAUCGAGCUCGAGCCAGCCGUCUUUGUCGAAAUCGACAGGGUGAUCCUGGGGGCACUGGACGACGCCUCGUAUUCGGCAAUCGAGUCGAAAUCGCUCCAAUGGCUCCACAAAGUUCUUGCGGACGACUAUGCCGUGCUGAGACAAGGCAGCACCUACCGAAUCUCAAUAUCCGGAAUGGUCUGUCGCUUCAAGGUGCUCAUGAUCACGCCCGUGAUGCAGGGCGUCGUUAGCGCCGCAACCAAGCUUGUGGCGACAUGCAUCCCGGAGUACUCUAUCGACAGCGACAGCAACUUGCCGGCCGUCCAACAGCACGACUCCCUGAUCCACCGGCAAGACAGGCACGAUGAUAUGGCUACGACCGACUGCACGCAUCCUGCCCUCUAUUUUCCACUGGCCGUCGCUGGCAAGGCCGGCAUCACCCCUGAUCAGGGCAUCGAUGGACUGUUUCAGAUGUUCGGCAGCGGCUCGUCCAUUCGCACGGUGACUUCCAAACAGCUGUCGCCGUACACUGCUCUGCCAGAACACCAUCUGUUGGAGCCGCCGCCGGGGAGAGAUGAAGACCCGGAGAGAUUCGUCUAUGCAAGUCUGGAUGACCUUGUCGAACUUGGGAUCUUUAGCGGCUCGGCCGUGCAGCUGAUUCCGCGGCAUCCGCAGAGCCAUCCACGCCUUUGCAAGAUUUUUGCUGCAGAGUUGCCAAGAGGGGCCAUAUACUUGCCUCCGACACUAUAUUUCAACUCUAUCGAUGACCUUGCCGACAAGGGUCUUGUUGGCAUCCGCUCCCUCCCGCCAUCGAUGAGUGCUUCAGCCUAUGACUCCAGCAAUGUUGCCCAGAAGGUUACGCUGGCCCGAGUCUCGGAGCCAGCAACUACGGCCCAAAGCAACAUACGGAUAUCCGAUUAUGCGAUCCAAAAAUACUUUCGGUCGAAGCAUCGGCUGGUGACCGAAGGCGACGUCAUUGGGAUCCCGUUCAAUUUGCGAGACGCAUCGCUGUCUUCCAGCGCCCUAUUCAAAGGCAAAGGCGAUGAAACUCGGUUCUUUGAUGAACUCGACCCUUACAUGGAGCCCUCGUUUGGGCUGAUUUACAUCAAAGUCGUCAAAAUCGAGUGCGAGAGCGGCUUGCCCGGAGCCUGGGUUGAUCCAGACCGGACCAUGGUCCUCGAGCAGGGACAGGUGCACACUAGAGUGCCGCCGGGACUCUUGGACUUUCUGCAACUCGGUCUGCGCAUUGAGUUUGGUGUCGAAGAUUCACUCUACAAGAAAGUCAGCGAGCUGUUCAUGUCGUUCCUCAAGUCAGACAAGCUUGCUUCCAAACUGGUGUGCUCUGUGCUCCUGCACGGUCCAAAGGGUGUCGGGAAGCACAGUCUUGUUCGCCAGGUGGCCGAUUCACUUGGAGUGCAUGUGCUGCAGGUUGAUUGCUAUGAGCUGGUGGGCGAGAAAGAAAAGGACAUGGGCGCCCUGAUGGACUUUUACUUUGAGAAAGCUAUGGGAUGCUCGCCAUGCAUCUUGAUUCUCUCGGAUCUUGCUGCCAUAUCCAAGAAGGACCCAAGCAAGCGCGCAGAGAGUGCGCCGGUAGUCGGAUUGCUCCAGAAGAACUUUGAAAAGAUUCCUCGCUCCUACAUCAACACAACCCAUCCGACCUUUAUUGUCGGGGUGGCCGAUAGUCUCGACGAUAUUUCCGAGCCCGUGCAGGAUUGCUUCCAGCACGUUUUGUCGAUGAAGGCCCAGGAGGAAGACGAACGGUUGGCCAUCCUCAAGAGCCGGACAAGGGACAUGAACCCCUCAAUGGACAUUGACUGGGCAUAUCUGGCUCGCCACACCGCUGGGCUGCUCGCUGGAGACCUUGUCAGUCUCGUGAGCGAGGCCAACACCGCCAUGCUCAAGGAAGUCGACGAGUAUUUAAAACGCACCAAGCAGAACAUUGAUCCCUUGUCUAUCAGGCUCGCCCAGCCAGUUCUUGCGAUGAAGCACUUUGUGGCUGGUCUGGACAAGAUCCGAAAACAACACGCCGAUAGCAUCGGCGCACCAAAGAUCCCACAGGUCAAAUGGGAGGAUGUCGGUGGCCUGCAGCAUGUCAAGGAAGCCCUGAUCGACACGAUUGAUCUGCCGCUGAGGCACCCUCAACUCUUUGCCGAGGGAAUGAAGAAGCGGUCCGGCAUCCUGCUCUACGGCCCACCUGGAACAGGCAAGACCCUCGUCGCCAAGGCCAUCGCCACGAACUUUUCGCUCAAUUUUCUCUCGGUCAAGGGCCCGGAGCUGCUCAACAUGUACAUUGGCGAGUCCGAGGCUAACGUCCGACGGAUCUUUGAGAAGGCCCGCAAUGCGAAGCCGUGUGUCAUAUUCUUUGACGAGCUGGACUCGGUUGCUCCGAAGCGUGGCGACAAGGGCGACUCGGGCGGGGUCAUGGACCGGAUCGUCAGUCAGCUGCUGGCCGAGCUGGACGGCGUCGCCGGCGGAACUGGCGGAGAUGUGUUUGUCAUCGGGGCGACGAACCGCCCGGAUCUUCUGGACUCGUCGCUGCUGCGACCCGGAAGAUUCGACAAGAUGCUCUACCUCGGAGUCAGCCCGACCCACGCGGACCAGCACCGAAUUCUGGAGGCGCUCACUCGCAAAUUCGUCCUUACUCCGGACUUGGACCUUCGUGAGGUUGCGGAUCGCCUCCCGAUGAAUCUCACAGGCGCAGACCUCUAUGCACUUUGCUCGGAUGCACAACUCAAGGCAAUGACGAGGACUGUCCAGAGAGCAGAGAGUGAGAUUGAGCGGAUCAGUCGCUCGGAAGGCAGAGUGCUGUCGAACAGCGAGUAUUUUGAAAAGUACGCAUCGGCAGACGACCUUUGCGUCCAAGUAAGGCACGAAGACUUUGAAGCAGCCGCCGCUGAUUUGACCCCAAGCGUCUCGGUCGCCGAACUCGGGCGGUAUGAGGAUAUCCGGCGCAAGUUUGAAACCAGCCAAGACACCCAGCAACCACAGCCACAACAGCAACAGCAACAGCAACAGCGGCAGCAUCGGAGUCAAGAACAGGCACAUGAACAACAUCAACAACAUCAACAACAUCAACAACAUCAACAACAGCCGCAACAGUCGCAGCGAAAACAACAGCACGCGAGUGGGCCGGAUUCUGCUGUCGGCUCAGCAUCGGGUGGCGCUGACAAGAAACCGUCCGCUGACCGAAAGGGAAAAGGACGAGCAUGAAGGUGGAAACGGGCCGGGAAUGGGGUGGAAUCUGUGGGAUGGGAUCUGUGGG